Fonsecaea erecta is the source of this 1449-nucleotide messenger RNA. RefSeq lists its product as hypothetical. The record is from RefSeq and is a predicted model, not a curated record. The transcript has 2 exons. Lineage: Eukaryota; Fungi; Ascomycota; Eurotiomycetes; Chaetothyriales; Herpotrichiellaceae. Bases 1 to 1449 code for a protein of 482 amino acids.
AUGUUCGCCCUGGAAGAGCCUAAGUCGAGAAAGCGACUACGGUCCUCGCACGAGUCUGCGGAUCUCGAGCCGCAGCAGGUAGCAAAGAAGCCAAAACUUCCUUCCGAGGAGAGCUGCGUUCAGCCGCACCAUCGGCCUUCCAGCUUCUGGGACACGUUGUCCAGGAUUCAUCUGAGUCGUACCGCUCUCCGGGAGUUUGACCGCAGGAACAUUCAAGAGACGGGUCAGCGGACUUGCAUACCAACACCAAAGGUCGGAGAUCCUAGAGGCCGAGCUCGCCUACUACUCAAGAGGUUUGCUCGUCGUGGUGGGCCUGACUUAUCACACCUUCGAGGGUUUACCAGCAUACCUCCUCCGGUCGUCGACGCAAUGAGCGAUUAUAUCGGUUCUUCAAGCCGGAAACGGUCUUCGACCUCGUCGAGAACCAGUGACUCCAAUAAGACGGCCCCUACCAAGACCACCCCGUACAGUGGUAAUUUUGAGCAAAAACUGAUUGACACUGGCGUCUAUCCCGAAGAAUACGAACAUCCCGAUGGACGUCUAGCGCCUGAACCGGUGAAUAUGAGCGAUAUCCAGGCCGCACAACGCGUCCCUCGGGCAUCUCUCUCUCCAUCGCGAUUUACAGAUGAAGACUUCAGAGCUUUCAAGCGGGCAAAUGCAAGAGCAAAAGGAGAGACUACUGGAAUGUAUAAUGUACUCCCUUUCAUUGCCGGAAAUGAGGUAACCCAUUGUUUCGAGAUGGGCCUGCCAAUGGGCAACCUAAAAGCGUUCGAUAAGGGUCUCAGCGACCCUAAACCCGACAUCUAUUACGGAGCGGCACUCUCGACUAUCCAUCCGCGGGUUCGUGCUGACUUAGGACAAUAUAUUAUCCCAUCGACGGUCGACACGACUCGUCCUGCCGCUCCGAAUUUCUUCGUCGAGGGUAAGAGCACUCAAGGGCGAGCGGAUGUGGCAAAGAGACAAGUCCUGAUUGAUGGAGCAAUCGGAGCUCGAGCCAUGCACGAACUCCAGAAUUACAAAGCUGAGGAGCCGAAAUAUGAUAAUAAGGCGCGCAGCUUUUCCGCUACCUACCAAGAUGGCUAUCUUCAGCUUUACGCACACCACCUCACACAGCCUCUCACUCCUGGAGGGGAGCCAGAGUAUCAUAUGACUCAGACAGAGUCAUUUGCGAUGAAGAGCAGCAAAGACGCAUUCGUAAGAGGCGCAACGGCCUACCGCAGCAAUCGAGACCUAGCGAAGACAGAGCGGGACAGCUCCAUUGCCCAUGCCAACCAGGUGGCUCGCCAGAUGCCUGCGCCCAGCCGCAACACAAGUUUGACGGACAGUCGCACAUCCCAGUCGACGGUCGUUCUUACCGGGUCUGACAGCUCCGAAGACGAGCUGGCUCGCGACGAAGUGACUCCGGUUAAGCGCUUGAGACCCAGUGGUCGAUUACCAGAGCACCCUUGA